Messenger RNA from Eruca vesicaria subsp. sativa (arugula), 3323 nucleotides. The record is from the annotation of a GenBank genome assembly. Lineage: Eukaryota; Viridiplantae; Streptophyta; Magnoliopsida; Brassicales; Brassicaceae.
AUUGAUUCUAACCCCCUGCGAAUGGAUUCCACUGACGACGAUUUCGGUGAGCUAUACGUCGAUGACAAGAAGCCUCACGCCACUGCUUCCUUCGCCGGCGAUGGCGAAGAACCUGAGUGUCCUCCGAUUUCCGGCGAGAACAAGGGUUUCGAAGUGACACUAGAAUCUCAAUCGCGUGGCGAAGCGAAGAAACUCGACGUGACGGUGGAGGAUAACGAUUCGAGUCCGCGUGUCGAUCGUACCGAGGCGAAGGAAGAAUCGGAAUACAGUGACAGUAGUGACGAUGAUGAUUUGAAUAUAGUGUUGAAAGAAGACGAUUCGAAAGCUCUUCCUGUUUAUAAUCAGAAUCGGAGUAGUGGAAGCUGGUGUACAAUGCCAAAUAGUGGGAUGGUUAAUGGAAGUAUGGGAAUGGAAGUUAUGAAUCCGUCUCUAGGAAUGAUGAUGCCUCAGUGUGGGUAUAAUUUUUCACAUACUUGGUCAAGGACGAGUUUUGAUGCAAAUUUCAAUGGGUUUGAGAAGAAGCCGUGGAGGAAUCCUGGUGUGGAUGUCAAUGACUUCUUUAAUUUUGGGUUUAAUGAGCAAAGCUGGAAAGAUUAUUGUAACCCGUUGGUAAAAGGAAGAGCAAUUGAGGUUGAAUGUGGAACUCAUGGACGCACACCGUCUGUAGAAUUGCGUCAUCCACGUGGUUUUGACUCUGACGUGGUGAUACAGAUUCCAGUGACUGAUGAUGUUGAGGAGCUAUCAAGCAUGGCACCUGUGGAAGCAAGGUCUCUCAGCAAAACAUCAAAUAAAGCAUCUAGAAGUGAGGAGUUUCAUUCGGAUGUUGGAGAAGAUUUGCAUUCAUCUGGGGAUUCGAGAAAACAAGAGGUUUCUGUUGGGCGUGAAGACGAAAACAGUGGAAGUUUCAGAGGCGAGCAAUCUCCUCCAAAAGGAAAUUGCUGCAGCAGGGAAGUAACACCUUGUGAUAAGGAAAUUACUGAAGAGGAGAGAGAGACUUGUUGGAGUUCUGAUAAGGCGGAUUCAUCCUCAGUGGAAAGGGAAGCUUCUCUUAGAGACCACUUUCGUUGUAGCCCUACUUCUUCAUAUUCUGUUGGUAAAACUGAGGAAUCCGAAGAUUCCGGAACAGAAUCAUCAAAAGGCGGUGCUACUGAUGACCAAAGUGAAGCCAGUACCCCACCACGAAGAACAAGAUUUGCGGAACAUGAAGCAAACAGUACCAAAAGUGGGGAGAGUAGUAGUUCAGAGCAUUCUAGACACAGAAGAUCCCACGAAGACUCACGCAAAAGGCAUUAUGGGAGAGUUGACUAUGGUGUACAUAGGAGAACAAGGCAUGCAGAUGCAUCGCCUACACCAGAUCCAGAUCUUGGCAAGAGAGUGUAUUCUGGACGUAGAAGUUUGGAUCGUGGUUGGAGCAAAAACUGGCAGAACGGACCACGGUUUACAUUAGAAAAGGUUGAGACUGAAGGUAGAGGCUUUCCGCAUUCAAAUAGAGAAAAACGUCAUGGUCGUUCAUAUUCACCUGUGGAUCUUGAUCGAGAUAGAGAGCGAAGGUUAGGGUGGCGCAACAACAAAGAACCAUCACAUGGCCGGAGCUUUGAUCCUUCUAAUGGUCACAAGUAUGAAGAGGGUCGUAAAGGUUAUACCUCAGGCUCAUCCUGCAAUCUUAACCAGAGAAAUUCUCGAUUGAGUUUUAACAAAGAGGAGGAUAGAUACGGUAGGCAACAUUGUGAAAGAAGAUAUGGCCGUGAAAGAAGUCCUACCCUAGCCUAUGAAAGAAACAAAGAGGAUAGAUAUGGUAGGCAACACUGUGAAAGAAAAUAUAGCCGUGAAAGAAGUCCUGGUUUAGCCUAUGAAGGCAACAAAGAAAGAAAUCGAUAUGAUGGGGUUGGAGAACCUUAUUAUCAGGACCGUAUUCCAAUAACUAACAUGGAAUAUAGGUACCGGUUUGAGUACUCUACUACAUAUGGAAGACCUAACCCCAAUCAAAGUCGCGAGGAUGAUCUUCACUUUACAAGAAGGUGUGACUACAAUUAUGAUGUUCCUCGUGGUAGAUAUGAAGAUGAAGUUCACAGGGCAGAAAGUGGAAUUCCAUUUGAUCUGGCUUACAGGGAGAUGCAUUCUUUUGCUGAAGUGGGAAGGAGAGAAUUUGAAAGGUAUGAAGAUGAAUUCUCUGAAAUAGAAAGAAGACACCAUUACACACCUGGAUGGCAUCAUGAUAGAUUUGUCUCAGAGAAUGAUGGUCAUAAGUACAGAAUCCAAGAUGAUUGGCCCUCGCGGUCUUUACCAUUCAGAGAUUCUUGGCAGACAAAAGGAUCGAGAGGUGAUUCUUGGAGAGAUUAUACCAGAGACUUCACAACAAGGGAAGCAUAUGACAGGCAGAAUAAUCAGUUGUAUAAGGAUGCACCAAGAGAUGGUUGGACUAGGAAUCUUGUUCAUAGCGAUAACGUGAGCAUACAAGACAGGCUAAGGUAUGAUGAUGAUGAUUGGGUUCGUCGUGAUAGAAGGAGAUAUCAGUUCGGAGAUGACAUUCAAUGUUCUGAGCAUCCAUCAUAUACUGAUGAGAUGUUACUCCCUGACAUGAGAGUGUCAACACAUGAUCAAAUCUCUAUCAAGCAAAGACCUGGAUAUCUUAAGAGCCACCAUGUUCAUGAAACUGAUGAAAGGCAUCACAGAUCCAAAAAGCUGAGAAGAGGUGUGCAUGGUUUCAUCAAGUGUCAGGAUCCAGUUGACUUAACUGGUAGACAAGGGAAGGUCUCUAACCAAUCAAGAAGAAGAUUCCCCAAAGGUGGAGAUACAACAACAGAACAGGAAGACCGUCAGAAACCAAGAAAUGUAAUGGGCAAAAGAAACGAGAAAGCUGUUGUGCAGAUUCAAGGUUUGAAUGAGAAAGAGGACGGUGAGAUCAUACAAGAAGAAGAAGAGAAGAAGGUGACAAGGAUUGUAAUAGAUGAGGAACAGAUACAAGAGAGCAUUAAGAAGAUGGAGAAACGAAGAGAGAGGUUCAAGGAAACGGCAUUGGUAGCAGCAGCCAAAUUUCAUUCUCAAACCGAACAGGAAGCCCAAACCGAUGUUACCAAUCAAAUGAGACCGGUUAGGAAGAGGCGAUGGUGUGCAAGCUAGCAAACUAUCAAAUUGGUUUGGCUAAUUCUAAAUCAAAUAUAACUACGGUUUAUGGUUGGCGAUACCCCCAAAAACAUCAAAUAAAGUAGCUUUUGGUCUGAUAAGUCGCAAAACCGAACAAUUGACUCUGACUUGGAUUUCAAGUUAUUUUGCAUUUUCUUUUGUUUUAACUUAAGGCUUAGUUUGACUCAGUGACAAAAAAC